AUGGACCUGGUGGGGGCCCUGGACGUGGGCGACCUGGCCGCCGCCUUCGCCCGCCUGCCCGUCUUCCCGGUCUUCGACCUGGGCUACUUCGUCGUCUCCAUCCUCUACCUCAAAUAUGAGAAAGGCAAGGAGACCGCUUCCUCCAUUGCGCGCCCCCUUCCGCGACCCCCUUUCCUCCCACGGGGUUAGGCCACCCUCCCCGUGCCGCCACCACCCCCGCACCGACCAUAGUCUCAGAACAUCCCCAUUCAUCCUUUUUUUUUUUUUCGGGGCGUGGGUGCGUGAUUUAAUAAGGAUUUAUUAAGGAUCUGUAACCAUCUUUCCCCGCGCCAAAUCCCCGCGCCCCACAGCGGCUUUAAAGUUACCCCGCUGCCAAGCCUUCCCCCCCCCCCAAACCUCCAGAGCUGCGCUGGAUUAAGGGGGCUUAAGGAAGAGGAGGGAGGCAUGGGUGUAGCGGGGGCGGGGACAGCUCCCCAAUAAAUAAAUAAAUAAUCGAUAUAAAUACUUAACUAACUGAGGGUCCGCACCCGCUAACAUAAAUCCCAGGGGCUGGGGGGAAAAGAGGGGAGGGAGACUCGCCCCCCCCACCCAAGCGCUGUUACCCCAGGGUAAUUUAUCUGGAGUAAGUACCUACUGCCCUGCCAUGGAUUUAUUUUGGAGACUGAAUCGCCCACCUCCCUCUGGCUUUGUGCUGAUUCCUGUAUGUGUUCCCAAGUUGGGGAGGGGGCAGACUUGGGUGGGGGGAAAGACCCAUACAACGGGACCCCAAGGGUCUAGCCUGUAUUUCAGUCAUGGGGGAGGGGCUGCUGUAUUGGGGUUGUUUGUGUGUAUUUAGGGUGGCGAUGGUGUGCUGGGUUUAUCCUCCCCAAGCACGGCACUUUCUAAAUAAAGACGUGUGGGGUGGGAAUGUCCCACAGAAACGCAGUCAGCAGCGCCAAGGAGCCAGAGACAACCUUGGCUUGGGGAAACCUGAGACCCUCCCGGCUGAGACCUCGGGUGUGAUGGAUGGAGGCAGUUGGGGCUUUUUCUCCUUGAAAGGGCAGGCCAGGUGUCCAGAGGGGGCUGGGUGUGGGUCGGCAGCAGUGUGUAGGCAUGCCCCAGGGACGGAGCGGGAGAGGCGAUCCCCAGCUAACACCCAGCUCCUCUUGCAGAGGAAACACGACCCACUUCGGACCAGCCUGGGCAAGAGAGUGAGACUCAGGCCAUGGGGUCAGGAUCAGGAAGGAGGCCUGUUUGUUUCAGAGAUACUCCCAACAUCCUCAGCUCACAAGGGAAUACAGUGGUACCUCGGGUUAAGUACUUAAUUCGUUCCGGAGGUCCGUUCUUAACCUGAAACUGUUCUUAACCUGAAGCACCACUUUAGCUAAUGGGGCCUCCCACUGCUGCCGCGCCGCCAGAGCACGAUUUCUGUUCUCAUCCUGAAGCAAAGUUCUUAACCCGAGGUACUAUUUCUGGGUUAGCAGAGUCUGUAACCUGAAGCGUAUGUAACCUGAGGUACCACUGUACAGUGGUCCCUUGGUUCUCAGACUUUAUCCCUUCUGGAAAUUCUGUUCCAAAACCAAAGCGUUCCAAAACCAAGGCGCGCUUCUUUCCCAUAGAAAGGAAUACAAAACGAAUUACUGUAUUUUUUGCUCUAUAAGACUCACUUUUUCCCUCCUAAAAAGUAAGGGGAAAUGUGUGUGCAUCUUAUGGAGCGAAUGCAGGCUGCGCAGCUAUCCCAGAAGCCACAACAGCAAGAGGGAUUGCUGCUUUCGCUGCGCAGCGAUCCCUCUUGCUGUUCUGGCUUCUGAGAUUCAGAAUAUUAUUUUUUCUUGUUUUCCUCCUCCAAAAACUAGGUGCGUCUUAUGGCCUGGUGCGUCUUAUAGAGCGAAAAAUACGGUAAUCUGUUCCAGACUUUUAAAAGCAACCCCUAAAACAGCAAUUUACCAUGGAUUUUACUCCUUAACGAGACCAUUGAUCCAUAAAGUGAAAGCAAUAAUCAGGGGAAAGGAGCAGUUCCGUCCCCCCUUAUAACAGCACAGAAUCGGUUCUGGUCAGGGACGGCUUUGCGAGGGCCGCUGAGGUUUUCUCUCGGCGGCAAAAUAAGCCCUUGCCUCUUGGCCGUUGUGGGAUAUCCAGUUUCUCGCCGGCUUCCCUUCCCUGGGUCCUCAUUCCUUUCCCAAAUUAGAAGCAGGCUCUGCAGCUGCUUAGCUUGGGCACUGAGGACUCAGCAAGGCUGGCGGGGGGGGGGGGCAGUAAGGAUGAGAUUCUCUAGGGUACUACCCUCACCAGCGGAGCAUUUCCCCCCAGAAACCGUGGACGGCUUGCUUCUUGCGGCCUCAAACGAACAGGGGGGUUUUGGAGAGGCAGGAGGGUCCUGGGUUUGGGGCAGAAUGCGGCCCACUCUGCUCAAGCAAAGGUAUACUGCUAGAAGAAAAAUACUGCUCUCUUUCCCUUAUGGGGUACCCAAGAGCCCAUGUAGAGUCCUUAAGUAGGUUCUCCAUCGGUAGGAGAAAAUAACAGAGGCCAAGCAGAGAAUAUUGAGAAGCAAAGCGGCUAGUGAGCCUGGUCAUUAUUGAACUGUUGCAACAGGGUCCUCACUCCCCACAUUCUGGAGGAACCCAGAACAAUGGUGCACAAGCCCCUUUAUAGACUUUUGAAAUUGCCUCCCCUGUAGCUCAAGACCACCCCCCAAAACAUCACGCAUACAUCACAGAAAGAGGUGGUCCUCAGCAGAAAUGGGAGUGUGUUGCUUCUCUCCUGUCUGCCAGGAGACCUGAUCAAUCAUGCCUUAUCAAUUGCCUUUUCUGGGUAGCCUGGCCAUUCAAUACUCAGUUCCUGAAUCUCUUACGCAUAUUGAUAAGUGUGCUCAGCUGAACAGAUACUUGCCAGACUGUAUUUGCAAAGGGAGGUGUGAGCCCUUACAGUCCAAAGACCAUUGGAAAGCUUUCCCCAUUUCCUUCCUUCUUGCAGAGAAAUAUUUGAGGUCAAUUUGGGAGAGUCCAAAUGGCUUCAGGAUUGCUCUCCUGUACUAUUUCAGACACAUGGUUGAUAUACAUAUGUAUGUGCUUGCCUUGUACGUUUAUGACCAUUUAUUUUAUAUAUUAGACCUUAGAAUUCUCAUAACAGUAAAGGUAAAGGUAAAGGGACCCCUGACCCUUAGGUCCAGUCAUGACUGACUCUGGGGUUGCGGCGCUCAUCUCGCUUUACUGGCCGAGGGAGCCGGCGUACAGCUUCCAGGUCAUGUGGCCAGCAGGACUAAGCCGCUUCUGGCGAACCAGAGCAGUGCACGGAAACGCCGUUUACCUUCCCGCCAGAGUGGUACCUAUUUAUCUACUUGCACUUUGACGUGCGUUUGAACUGCUAGGUGGGAGGAGCAGGGACCGAGCAACGGGAGCUCACCCCUUCAUUGCGGGGAUUCGAACCGCCGACCUUCCGAUCGGCAAGUCCUAGGCUCUGUGGUUUAACCCACAGUGCCACCCGCGUCCCUUUUUCUCAUAACAGUACCUGGGUUCAAACCUCCUCCUCCUCCUCCUCAUCAUCAUCUAGGCCUGCAUUUGCCUCCCCACCCUGUAAAAUGGGGGACCUGGGAUCGUCUCUGCAAAGCGGGAAGAGGAUAGUUGAGGCUUUUGUGGUCUGGUGUCUGUGGAGGAGAGCAGAGGCACAGGCCCCUGCCUGCUUUAUUUUUAGAGAGCGGAUGGGGUAUCCGGUUCACAGAGAGAGGGGGCCUCUUCCUUCCCUUGCAGCUGCUCAUGGGCGCUAAGUGCUGCCAUGGUUCAUGGAUUCGAACCCACAAUAAAUGGCCCACAGGAGUAACCAAAAAAUCUCUUUUUUGCAUCAAACUAGAGACAGAGCCGAGAGGUGUUGCGCAGAACAGAGAGGUGAUAAGGCAGGCAUAGGCAAACUCCGGCCCUCCAGAUGUUUGGGGCUACAAUUCCCAUCAUCCCUAGCUAACAGGACCAGCGGUCAGGGGAUGAUGGGAAUUGUAGUCCCAAACAUCUGGAGGGCCGGAGUUUGCCUAUGCAUGUGAUAAGGGAUAGAUGAUAGAUUAGAUAGAUAAAUAGAUAGAUAGAGGAUGGAUAGAUAGAUAGAUAGAUAGAUACACACACACACACACACACACACACACACACACACACACACACACACACACACACACACACACACACACACACAAUCUAUUUAGUUUUUCAAAUUAAAAUUUUACAGAGAUCUAUCACAUAUAGAUCAUAAAAACAAGAUUCCAAGGAAUCUCCCAGGCUUCUAUCCUCCCCAUUGUGGGUCCUAUUAUUAAUCCUUUCCUCCCACAUCUUUUAUGAUACGGCAGUACCUCGGUUCUCGAACGUAAUGCAUCCCGGUGUUCUGAAACGUUCCAAAACCGAGGCGCAGAUAGCCCACAAGUAAAUUAGUUGCAAAGACACAGAUCGAUUGUACCCAGCAGAAGCCACGUGGCAUGUCCGACUUCCGAGGCGCGUUCGAAAACCGAAGUAUUUACGGCGUUCGAAAACCGAAACGUCCGUCAAUGGAGACGUUCGGAAACCCAGGCGCCACUGUAAUCCUUUACGUCCAGAAUUCAACCUUAUUUAUUCUUGGUGGUAUAGCCACCCAAGUCUGGGGGGCCGUAGCUGCCUCCUGUGGCAAGGAGUUCCCCAGGUGAACUCUGUCCCCGAUCGUCCGACACUCAGCUUCAUCCGAUGCCCAAGGCUCCUAGCGUUAGGAGAGGAGGAGGAAAAUAAACGUCUCUCGCCACUACUCCUCGGGGUCGAUAGCUCCUAGCUGCGGAAGAUGCCCAGAGAAGGGAAGGUGUUUAAAGGGCCGUGCUUCUCUCCUCCCCCCCCCCCCGCCGCAGGUGCCGUGGAACUGUCCCGCCAGAGUCCCUUCGCUUCCUGGGUCUGCGCCAUGCUCUACUGUUUUGGCAGCUACAUCUUGGCCGACCUGCUCCUGGGAGAAGCCCCCGUCGACUACUUCAGCAACAACGCCAGCGUCCUCCUGGCCACGGCCGUCUGGUGAGGCAACGUCUCUGCCUCCCCUCCCCCUCAUUGCGGGGGGUUGGGCUAGAUGACCCCCCGGGGUCCCUUCCAGCUGCACAGUCCUGCGGUUCUGUAUCCCCAAGCAGACAAUCCCUCUUGCAUGAGCACAAAGGGUGUGGAGGGGGCAGUGGCAUAGCGUGGGGUUGCCUGUGCCCGGGACAUCAUGGCCAGAGAGAUAAGAAAAUAAAGAGUGGCUCCAUUGUCGGGAGAGAGGUCACUUCCUGGUUCGCAAGCCGCUUUCUGCAGACAGAAGUGCGCAGCUUUCUUGAAGCGGCACCGGGUGUUGAAAUUUGGCACCCCUAAUAAUUUUGUGCCCCAUUCUGCAUAGCUGUCAACUGUCCCUUAUUUGGCGGGAAAGUCCCUUAUCCCAGCGCUGUGUCCCGCUGCUGUCCCUUAUUGAUGAUGUCCCUUAAAUUUCCCGGGUUUCAAAGGAAGCAGCUCCUCUCCCUCCCUGCCUGCCGGCCAGGGAGGAGGGAGGCUCCAGCUGUGUUGCUUGGCUGCAUUGCUCACCCAAUAAGGAGUCUAAGAACGACUGGGGGGUGGAGCUUGCAUGCCUUGUGCCGAUCAAAUUGGCCGCAUUGCCUGGGGACUCGCCUUUGCUCAGCGCUUCCCAGCGGAGAGGUGACGGUGGUUUUCCUUGCUGCAUCCCCUUUGCCGGGUUGCUGCGCUGUGGGAACCACCGCUUGAGGCUUCGUUUGGUUGCUGGCUGGGCUUUGGCUCGGAGGGGCUCAGAAGUUGAACAUAACUGUGUCCAGAAAAUCCCUUAUUUUGGCUCCGGAUCCCUUAUUUCCGAGGCUGCUGGUCCCUUAUUUUCAAAUCUGUAACUUGACAGCUAUGCCCAUUCUGUCCUGCCUUGCUGGAAGGUUCUGGGCAGCACAGUUGAAGGAGGAUCUGGACAAGCUGGAAGGUGGGCAGAGGAGGGCGACUUAGAUGAUAAAGAGUGCGGAAACCAAGCCUGAUGAGGAACGGUCGAAGGAGGCUCAGGUGUAGAAACUGGUCCAGGGGCUUUGGCCUGACCUCCUUUGACCUCACCCCCUCGCCUUGUGGCAGGGAGUCCCGCCGGCUUCACCUCCCGCUCUUCCUUCUCCCAGGUACUUGACUUUCUACUGCCCUCUGAACAUCUUCUACAAGUGCGUCAGCUUCCUGCCGGUCAAGCUGGUCUUCGUGGCGAUGAAGGAGGUGGUCAGGGUCCGCAAGAUCGCGGCCGGAGUCCACCACGCUCACCACCAGUACCACAACGGCUGGCUCAUCAUGGUCAUCGUCGGGUUUGUCAAAGGUGGGACGCCACUGCCCCGCCCUGCGCGAAUUCCUUCUUAAAUCAGAUCAUGAGGUCUGGAAACUUUGAUCUUAGGGGCAGGUUGUAGCUUCACGGCUGGAACACCUGCUUGGCAUGCAGAAUGCUAUAGGUGCCACCUGCGGUGUCUCCAGGCAGGGUCGGAAACUCUGGAGUCCGGUUCCCCUCUGCAAACAGCUCCCUUAUGAGGGGUGGGGAGAGGCCCCCUUGCCGGAUGUCCGGCCUGCAGAGAGUCCCCUUUCCCUCCGCGAAACCGCUGAAAGGUGGGCUUUGGACUUUGGACAAGUAAAUUGCAGAAUCCUAGAGUUGGGAGGGACUCCUGAGGAGCACAAGGAAAGAAUCCCUGGCAGAGAGUUAUCCACCCUCUAGCUUCAAAACUUUUAAUGAAACAAUAAGUGUCUCUCUCUCCCUUCUUUCCUUCCUCCUUUCCUUUUUUCUUUCUUUCCUCCCUUCCAUCUUUCUUUCUUUCUUUCUUUCCUUCCUUCCUUCCUUCUCUCUCUCACCCCAUCUUUCCUUCCUUCCUUCUUUCUUUCUUUCUUUCUUUCUUUCUUUCUUUCCUUCCUUCCUUCCUUCCUUCCUUCCUUCCUUCCUUCCUUCCUUCCUUCCUCCUUUCUUUCUUUCUUUCUUUCUUUCUUUCUUUCUUUCUUUCUUUCUUUCUUUCCUUCCUUCCUUCCUUCCUUCCUUCCUCCUUUCUUUCUUUCUUUCUUUCUUUCUUUCUUUCUUUCUUUCUUUCCUUCCUCCCUCCCUCCCUCCCUCCCUCCCUUCCUUCCUUAUCUCUCUCACCCCAUCUUUUCUGUCUUCCUUCUUUCGUCCGUCCCUCUCUCCCUCCUUUUUUAUUUCCUUCUUUCUUUCUUUCCUUCCCUCCUUCCUUCCUUCCUUCCUCAGGAUCUGGAGUCGCUCUCAUGUCCAACUUUGAGCAACUCCUGCGAGGCAUCUGGAAACCGGAAACGAACGAGCUCUUGCACAUGACCUUGUGAGUAAAGCUCUCUGCUGCCUGUUGGGCGCGGCUGCUGCCUGCCUGGGAUGGUAGGGACAGAGCAAAGACCUCGAUGCAGGCACUUUUGUACGAAACAAAGCACAGGGAGGGAGACCACCAAGAGGCGGGGAGUUCCAAAGUCUUUGUAGCACCGCCCUCCUUUGCCUCUGGCCCUGCCCACCACCACUGUGCGGCCCCUGGAAAGCAAUGCGGCCCUCGGCUGGGGUGGGGGGGGGAAAGGCUUUUGAAACUGUAUUUAAAAAAUAAAAUAAAUUCAAUUUCUGUUGCCUUUGCAGCCCUUCCAAAGCCAGCUUGUACGGGGCGGUGCUUUUCACACUGCAACAAGCUCACUGGCUUCCUGUCUCCAAAGCCACCCUGAUAUUUUUCUUCACCCUCUUCAUGAUCGUCUGCAAGGUGAGCCUCCGGCCGUGGGGCAGGGCAGGGGGGCCAAGAGGAAAAGAAUGAAAUCUUUCCACUGGAUAGAAGGGUUGGCACCCGGGUUUAGCAAAAGCGGGGCUGUGUUUGGCAAAUCUUGGGGGUAAUACAGACGUUAUUUGUUUCGCCAUCUUGGUAAAAAACAGACCUUGCAGGGAUAAAGGGACCGUUAGACCCCCACCUACAGCUGAGCUUGGGGGGGUGAAGAGUGUGGGUUGCAUUUUCCCCUGGACCCCCAGAGAAGGGAGGGGAGAUCCUCCAAGGGCCCCUAUUUUCCAGGGACAGCCCCACAUCUACAGAAGCCGCCCCGGUUGCUAAAUUGAUCCCAGAACAUCCUGCUUUUCCUUAGGACGUCCCUAUUUUCAGGGGAGAAACGUUGGAGGGGAUGGAAUAAGACGUCCCUAUUUUCAGGGGAGAAACGUUGGAGGGGAUGGAAUAGGACGUCAAUAUUUUCAGGGGAGAAACGUUGGAGGGGAUGGAAUAGGACGUCAAUAUUUUCAGGGGAGAAACGUUGGAGGGGAUGGAAUAGGACGUCCCUAUUUUCAGGGGAGAAACGUUGGAGGGGAUGGAAUGGGACGUCCCUAUUUUCAGGGGAGAAACGUUGGAGGGGAUGGAAUAGGACGUCCCUAUUUUCAGCGGAGAAACGUUGGAGGAUGGAAUAGGACGUCCCUAUUUUCAGGGGAGAAACGUUGGAGGGGAUGGAAUAGGACGUCCCUAUUUUCAGGGGAGAAAAGUUGUGAGGGAGGGAAUAGGACGUCCCUAUUUUCAGGGGAGAAACGUUGGAGGGGAUGGAAUAGGACGUCCCUAUUUUCAGGGGAGAAACGUUGGAGGGGAUGGAAUAGGACGUCCCUAUUUUCAGGGGAGAAACGUUGGAGGGGAUGGAAUAAGACGUCCCUAUUUUCAGGGGAGAAACGUUGGAGGGGAUGGAAUAGGACGUCCCUAUUUUCAGGGGAGAAACGUUGGAGGGGAUGGAAUAGGACGUCCCUAUUUUCAGGGGAGAAACGUUGGAGGGAGUGGAAUAGGACGUCCCUAUUUUCAGGGGAGAAACGUUGGAGGGGAUGGAAUAGGACGUCCCUAUUUUCAGGGGAGAAAUUUGGAGGGGGUGGAAUAGGACGUCCCUAUUUUCAGGGGAGAAACGUUGGAGGGGAUGGAAUAGGACGUCCCUAUUUUCAGGGGAGAAACGUUGGAGGGGAUGGAAUAGGACGUCCCUAUUUUCAGGGAGAAACGUUGGAGGAUGGAAUAGGACGUCCCUCUUUUCAGGGGAGAAACGUUGGAGGGAUGGAAUAGGACGUCCCUCUUUUCAGGGGAGACACGUUGGAGGCUAUGGAAUAGGACGUCCCUCUUUUCAGGGGAGAAACGUUGGAGGGAAUGGAAUAGGACGUCCCUAUUUUCAGGGGAGAAACGUUGGAGGGGAUGGAAUAGGACGUCCCUAUUUUCAGGGGAGAAACGUUGGAGGGGAUGGAAUAGGACGUCCCUAUUUUCAGGGGAGAAACGUUGGAGGGGAUGGAAUAGGACGUCCCUAUUUUCAGGGGAGAAACGUUGGAGGGAGUGGAAUAGGACGUCCCUAUUUUCAGGGGAGAAACGUCGGAGGGAUGGAAUAGGACGUCCCUAUUUUCAGGGGAGAAACGUUGGAGGGAUGGAAUAGGACGUCCCUAUUUUCAGGGGAGAAACGUUGGAGGGAUGGAAUAGGACGUCCCUAUUUUCAGGGAGAAACGUUGGAGGGGAUGGAAUAGGACGUCCCUAUUUUCAGGGGAGAAACGUUGGAGGGAUGGAAUAGGACGUCCCUAUUUUCAGGGGAGAAACGUUGGAGGGAUGGAAUAGGACGUCCCUAUUUUCAGGGAGAAACGUUGGAGGGGAUGGAAUAGGACGUCCCUAUUUUCAGGGGAGAAACGUUGGAGGGAUGGAAUAGGACGUCCCGAUUUUCAGGGGAGAAACGUUGGAGGGGAUGGAAUAGGACGUCCCUAUUUUCAGGGGAGAAACGUUGGAGGGGAUGGAAUAGGACGUCCCUAUUUUCAGGGGAGAAACGUUGGAGGGGAUGGAAUAAGACGUCUAUAUUUUCAGGGGAGAAACGUUGGAGGGGAUGGAAUGGGGACGUCCCUAUUUUCAGGGGAGAAACGUUGGAGGGGACGGAAUAGGACGCCCCUCUUUUCAGGGGAGAAACGUUGGAGGGGAUGGAAUAGGACGUCCCUAUUUUCAGGGGAGAAACGAUGGAGGGGAUGGAAUAGGACGUCCCUAUUUUCAGGGGAGAAACGUUGGAGGGGAUGGAAUAGGACGUCCCUAUUUUCAGGGGAGAAACGUUGGAGGGGAUGGAAUAGGACGUCCCUAUUUUCAGGGGAGAAACGAUGGAGGGGAUGGAAUAGGACGUCCCUAUUUUCAGGGGAGAAAUGUUGGAGGGGAUGGAAUAGGACGUCCCUAUUUUCAGGGGAGAAAUGUUGGAGGGGAUGGAAUAGGACGUCCCUAUUUUCACGCGAGAAACGUUGGAGGAGAUGGAAUAGGACGUCCCUAUUUUCACGCGAGAAACGUUGGAGGGGAUGCGAAUGGUGUGGAACCGCUAACGGCGACUUCCCCCCCCCCAGGUCUUCAUGACGGCGACCCACUCCCACGGCUCUCCCUUUGCCCCCUUCGAAGGGGUCGCCUGCCCCAUCCUUUUCGGCUCUGUCCCCUCCGGCCACCACGACGACCACCACCACCACCACGGCGGAGGGGGCCACGAAAUGCCCCCUCCGCAGCCCCCCCAGCUGCCGGCCAAGUCGCGGGAGGAGCUGAACGAGGGGACGAGGAAGAGGAAGGCCAAGAAGGCUGAAUGA
Podarcis lilfordi (Lilford's wall lizard) is the source of this 10521-nucleotide messenger RNA. The record is from the annotation of a GenBank genome assembly. Lineage: Eukaryota; Metazoa; Chordata; Lepidosauria; Squamata; Lacertidae.